AUGGGAGAAGAACAGGGUGGUUUUUGGACCCUUUUAGAGGCUGCAGCAAAGCCAGAGCAGAAGCCAGGAAAGGAAGACUCCGGUGGCUCUGAAGCAGCCAGAGGUCCCGGUCUCCUAGAGGCUGGAAGCAAGAGGCGAUUCUGGAAAAGAACUCUGCAGAAAUCUCCAGGAGAGGACACCCCCAGCUCUGAUGGCUCGCGCCAGAAUUUCAGGCAGUUCCGUUACUGGGAGGCAAAGGGACCCCGAGAGGUUUGCAGCUGCCUCCACGACCUUUGCUGUCGGUGGCUGAAGCCAGAACAGCUCACCAAGAAUCAGAUCCUGGACCUGGUGAUCCUGGAGCAGUUCCUGGCCAUCCUGCCCUCAGAGAUGGAGAGCUGGGUCAGAGAAUGCUGGCCGGAGACCAGUUCCCAGGCGGUGGCCCUGGCAGAAGGCUUCCUCCUCAGCCAGGCAGAGGACAAGAAUCCAGAAGAGCAGGUGCAGGGAACGUUAACCGGCAUAGCCGCAGAUUUCUCGGCGGUGGAAGAGGCUCCAUCAGGCACUGGAGAGAGGCUGCUGACGGCUCAGGAAGGUGACCAAAAUGCCACCUGGACAACUGUGAACACCAGUGGCAUAGUGCAAAUCACUAACAGUGCAAUCCUAAGAACACUUUCCUGGGAGUAA
Molecule: messenger RNA, 660 nt
Organism: Heteronotia binoei (common prickly gecko)
Lineage: Eukaryota; Metazoa; Chordata; Lepidosauria; Squamata; Gekkonidae
Product: zinc finger protein 213-like
Exons: 3
Coding region: 1-660 (219 amino acids)
Source: RefSeq, a predicted model, not a curated record